GUUCAGUCUACCUUCUAGUUUGCUGUGAGAGCUGUCUCAAAGGAAGGAUGGUUUUUUUUUCAUCAGUGUUAAGGUUUAUCAGUGCUCUCUUCUAUGGAGAGAUCACUACUGACUUUGAACCAUGCAUUACAUUUUUCUACGCAGAAACGAUACCACAGGGCAUCAGUGGAGACGGCUACCAGGCAUUAUGUCAGCGCUAUGAAAAUCAAUACCACUUUGCCACCCUGUAUGACAGAAACCGUCGUAUUCCAUUGUUCUCUGCGUAUAUACUCAGUCCUGGAGGUGGACCUAGGCCCUAAAAUACAAACUGGAUGACUGAACCACGGCUGGUAUCAGACAAAGUCAACACGGGAAUGGAGUACCAAAAACAUCCUGACCAAAAUGUGAAGAACAGCCAGGCAGUCAGUGAAGACUAUAAACACUCUGGUUAUACCAGAGGCCACCUCGCCCCCAGCGGUCACCAACAGACAGAAGAAAACAAAGAGGCUACCUUCACCCUGACAAAUAUUGUUCCUCAAAUGGAAAACUUCAAUAAAGGCCCCUGGAACAAUCUGGAAAAUGAGAUGGCAGAGAGAUUUAAAGUCUGCACAUCAAAAAUGUAUGUUAUCACUGGAGUCAUUCCUUAUGAGAAUAAUGAACCCAAGAUCAAUGACAGGGUGACUGUUCCUGAGUACUUUUGGACUGCUUCCUGCUGCCCAACGUUCAAAGCUGGACCUAACCAGAAUUACUUUCCUACUUAUGCUGCAGUGGGAAGAAAUGAUCCUACCAGUAAAGAUGACAUUGUGAGAAAAAAUACCAAACAUGGCCAUGAUGUGAAGCAGAUGUCCUUGGAAGACCUGGAGAAGAUCCUGCAAAACAGGCUAAAGAUGCCUAAAAUGAGUCUCUUUAAAAAUAAAUGUAAGGAAAACAAUUCUCUUUUUCGGUUAGGUUGAAC
This is a messenger RNA of Oreochromis niloticus (Nile tilapia), 934 nucleotides long. Its product is annotated as endonuclease domain-containing 1 protein-like. The transcript is spliced from 2 exons. The record is from RefSeq and is a predicted model, not a curated record. Bases 312 to 932 code for a protein of 206 amino acids. NCBI's taxonomy places the organism in Eukaryota, Metazoa, Chordata, Actinopteri, Cichliformes, Cichlidae. Gene Ontology annotation, molecular function: nucleic acid binding; hydrolase activity; metal ion binding.